This is a messenger RNA of Dendrobium catenatum, 1490 nucleotides long. RefSeq lists its product as uncharacterized. The transcript is spliced from 6 exons. The record is from RefSeq and is a predicted model, not a curated record. Bases 1 to 1218 code for a protein of 405 amino acids. Lineage: Eukaryota; Viridiplantae; Streptophyta; Magnoliopsida; Asparagales; Orchidaceae.
AUGGCGUCGGCUGGUGCUCACCGGAUAUCAAUUCCAUCAACUGCGCAAUAUGCGUUGCCAUCUAAAUUCGCCUGUAACCGGCGGUCUAAGCCGCCGGCAAUUCGCCGCCAUAAUAAACCGCCGGUGAAAGUUUCCUACGCGAUUUUUACCGGCGGUCAAAAAACCGCCGUCAAGCCGCCGUUGAAAACUGCUGGUAUUGGUUACUUCAAAGAAAGUAUUAAGAAAGAUGUCACAAACGAAGCCUUCAUCUCUACCUACCUUACAGCUGUAAAGGCAUUGCGUGUUCUCUGUUGCUAUCAUGGCGAUUUUAUAUUUAUAUUUUUUUUUGAAGUGGCAGGGAGAGAUCGAAAGGGAGCAGAUAGAUUUCAAGGCGGGGCCUUUCCAUCUCCAUUUCUGUCAAUCUAUCAGCUUUAUCAGCUUAUCGCUGUCAGAAUCCGAACCAGGGUUUUCGCAUACCAUUUCGUGCUUUGUUCUUGUCAGAUUCGAUGGCGGCGAGUGAGCUUUAGUGGGAGCGUUGCUGCUACGCGUCGCCGAGUUCAUUCGAACCCUAGCUUAGGAUUUUUUAUCUGGUUUUCUUCGGAGGUGGUGGAGAAGAUGAUAUCCGCGGGGAUUAAUCUUGUGAUGACGGUUAUUGGAUUUGCGGUGAGUACGAUGUUCAUCGUCUUCGUGUGCACGAGGCUCAUCUGCGCUAGAAUCCAACUGCAGGCGUCAAGGAGGUCAUUCCCCGCGGCUUCCAGAUCUGAUCUAAGCAUCAUGGAGCGUGGGGUCCAUGGACUUGAACCUGUUGUGGUGUCAAGUUUUCCUACAAAGUUUGUUGACCAGUUCGCAUAUGGACAAGAUACUCAAUGCGCGAUUUGUCUUUCUGAAUACCAAGAGAAAGACAUCCUGCGUGUCCUUCCUUAUUGUGGACAUGCUUUUCAUGUUUACUGCAUCGACACAUGGCUGAGGCAGCACUGGACAUGUCCGGUCUGCAGAAUUUCAUUACGAAAUUCUCCCGAUAGAAGACGAAAAACGCCACCUGCUCAAAAUUCUUCUUUGAGACCUCUUUUUCGUGAAAAUUUUGUUUCUGAAUCAUAUCACUAUCAAUUUGGCGUGGACAAUUUUUCAUCAAGUCUGAUCCCAGAUCCAGCUAGAGCUGAUGAUACUGUUUCUAGCACUCCAGAAGUAAACUGCUCUACAGAAUUAGUAAAGCAGAUGGAGAGUCCAUCAAAUUCUUAGUUUUCUGUGUACAAUGUAGAGUUUAGCUGACCGUUUAAACUCCAUCUCUACAAAGUUGAAGCAUUGUUGAGAUUGUUGUUAAAGUUCCACACCAGCUGAGUGUUGGAAGUUGAUAACAAUUCAUUGUAAAUAUCUCAAAACUUGUGCUUUAUUUAUAGGAUAGAAAAAUUCAGAUUUGAAAUUUUAUAUGUACUGUUUCAUCUAUUUCUUGCUCCUCUUUUGUUUUGCUACUGAACUCAUGGUGGAAAUUAAACCUAUAUUUUCGCUUAGUU